AUGGAUAUAGAAAAUAGUCAAACAUUAAAUAAAUCAGCUGUAACUGAUGAAAAUUUAUUAAUUAAUACUCAAGGUUCAACAAUUACUUUUUAUUCUUUAAAUUAUACAUUACGUACACAACGAUGUUGUAAUAUAUAUUCAUUAGUAGGUCGUAAGGAGAAACAUGAACAAAUUCUUUAUGAUAUAAAUGGAAUAUUUAAACCAGGCAUGAAUGCCAUUCUUGGACCAACAGGCAGUGGAAAAUCUUCAUUAUUAGAUAUAUUAGCUGAUCGAAAAGAUCGACAUGGUCUUCAUGGACAAGUAUUAAUGGAUGGACAAACACAAACUGACGAUUUUAAAUAUCGUGUGGGUUAUGUUGUACAAGAUGAUAUUAUUAGUGGAACAUUAACAGUUCGAGAAAAUUUAAUGUUUUCAGCGAAUCUUCGAUUAUCGAAAAAAAUUUCACGAACAGCAAAAACAACUAUUGUUCAACAAGUUAUUGAACAAUUAGGUUUAGAAAAAUGUGCAGAGAAAUAUGUAGGCACUGAAUUUAUACGUGGAAUAUCUGGUGGAGAAAAAAAACGAACAAAUAUUGGUAUGGAAUUAGUUCUAUCACCAUCUGUAUUAUUUUUGGAUGAACCAACAACAGGUCUCGAUUCUUCAACAGCUCGUAAUGUUAUGGAAUAUCUUCAUCGAUUAUCCCGACGAGGACGUACUAUUAUUUUUUCAAUUCAUCAACCACGUUAUUCAAUAUUUAAAUUAUUUGAUACAUUAUUUUUGGUAGCUGCUGGUCAUUGCAUAUAUCAUGGUCCUGCGAAUAAGGUUCUUCCAUACUUUUCUUCUAUUGGUUAUGUUUGUGAAGAACAUGAUAAUCCAGCAGAUUUCCUUCUCGAUAUAACUCAAGGUGAUUCUCCAAUAGAAAAUCUUGAUGAAUCGAAUUCGGAUUCUGAUAAAAAACAUGUACAAAAUGCUCAUCGUUUACAUGAUUUAUAUAUAAAAUCCGAUAUCUAUGGAUCAAUUUUACAACAAAUCUCAAAUUCAAGUAAUCGAACAACAGCAGAAAACAAUCAAUUACAAGUAGAAAUCAUAUCGACAUCACGUUUAGCAGAAAUUUCCUAUGUUUCACAACGUACAUUACGGAAUGUAUUUAGAAAUCCAAGUUUAGUUAUUAUGCAAACAGUUGUAACAAUAUUUUUUGCUACAUUAGUUGGUUUAAUUUAUUUACGAAUUAAUCGUAUUGAAGAUACAGGAAUUAAAAAUCGUAUGGGUGCAAUAUUUUUUAUUGUAACAAAUCAAGUCAUGGCAAAUUUAUCAGCUAUUGAAUUAUUUCUUAAAGAACGAGCUUUAUUUAUUCAUGAAAAUGCAAGUGGAUAUUAUCAUGUUUCAACAUAUUUUAUUGCAAAAUUAUUAUGUGAUUUAAUACCAUUACGUAUAAUACCAUCUGCACUUUUUUCAACUAUUGUUUAUUUUAUGAUUGGUUUUCAACAAACAGUGGACAAAUUUUUUAUUUUCUAUUUUGCUAUUUUUAUAACAACAACAUGUGGAGCUGCUUUUUGCUUUUUAAUAUCAGCUAGUGUACAAGUAUUUGGUAUUGCAAAUUUAAUAUCAGCAAUGUGUUUCGUAUUAAUGAUGGUUUUUGGAGGAUUUCUAGUUGAAAUAUCAUCUGUAGUUAGCUUUCUAUCAUGGAUUAAGUGGAUAAGUAUAUUUCGAUAUUCAUUUAAUAUACUUAAUAUAAAUGAAUUUAGUGGUUUAACACUUUGCUUAAAAAAUAAUACAAAUAUUUGUCCAAUUAAUGGUACAGAUAUUAUACAUAAUGUCGCACAUAUUGAAUAUGAAACACAAUGGGAUUUAUGGAAAAAUUUUGUUGCAUUAGGUUCAAUGACAAUUAUAUUUCUUAUUUUGGCAUAUGUACAAUUAUUACGAAUGAAGAAAACGAAAUAA
Adineta steineri is the source of this 1920-nucleotide messenger RNA. The record is from the annotation of a GenBank genome assembly. Lineage: Eukaryota; Metazoa; Rotifera; Eurotatoria; Adinetida; Adinetidae.